Messenger RNA from Schistocerca gregaria, 719 nucleotides. RefSeq lists its product as uncharacterized. The transcript has 6 exons. Bases 82 to 600 code for a protein of 172 amino acids. The record is from RefSeq and is a predicted model, not a curated record. Lineage: Eukaryota; Metazoa; Arthropoda; Insecta; Orthoptera; Acrididae.
GCGACCUUGGACAGACCGGUAUAUAAGGCAGAGGCGGGCCCUGGCUGACGUACUGCGACGCCCCACAAGGAAACCACGACGAUGUUUUGGCCGCUUCUCCUGGUGCUCCCCUUGCUGGCGGAGGGUGCUUCCUCAGGCAGUGUGGGCUGUGUACUGCCAGCUGCCUCUACUGAGACAUUCUACAUGACUACCGAGGAGAAGCCAUGGUACCAACAGUACCAGUACCAGGUACCCGGCCUGUUUGACCUGGGCUGCGUCACGUACGUCCAGUCUCCUGGGGAGAGCGACACCGAGAUGUACCUCACUGGGAACUUCAGCAAGGCGCCUCUAUUUCCUCUGAACAGCAAUGUGUCAGUCACCGGGAACAAGCUGGACAAGGUCUACGAAGGCGUAUGGGAAUCUUUGCUGAGCGGACCGUACAACGUAGUGUACUCACACGAGGACUUCAUCAUGGACCACUACUGUUUUCUAGGAUACGAAGUGGCCCAAAUCUUCACAACUGUCAAGGAACCGAGCGACGAGUUGAUGGAGCUGAUCUGGGACGUUGUCGAUAAUCACACUGAAGUAGACAGAUCUAAAUUCACGAAAGUGGUCUGUUAAUGCUGUACAUGUGAUGAAUAAUUCACUACACUUCUGAAAAAAAAUUGUUUCUCACCCUAAUGCUUAAAUUCAUUUGUCACUAUAUAAAGAUGUAAAAUAAAAAGGAUGAUUGUGAAUCA